Molecule: messenger RNA, 2976 nt
Organism: Oncorhynchus mykiss (rainbow trout)
Lineage: Eukaryota; Metazoa; Chordata; Actinopteri; Salmoniformes; Salmonidae
Gene: sh3bp1
Product: SH3-domain binding protein 1
Biological process (GO): regulation of Rac protein signal transduction; signal transduction; regulation of actin cytoskeleton organization
Cellular component (GO): cytosol; intracellular anatomical structure; cytoplasm
Molecular function (GO): protein binding; GTPase activator activity
Source: RefSeq, a predicted model, not a curated record
CUUCUCUUCGAGCUCUGUGUGACUGAGUGGCGGUUGAACACAGUCACAGAGCACAUUUUCAAAACAAGAACGAAUACUGCUGGAUGACAGAACAUCACACCAACAACACACACUGAAGAAAACCACUUGCAGUGGUGUCUGCUCAACGAAAUAAUACAGACACUGACUUGGCAACACAUGACUGAGGACCUGGCUGGAGUCAAGACAGAGGGAUAAUUUGUAAGAGGCGGGCUGACUCCUAUGCAACCAUGCUGAAAUCUUUCAACCUCUUGAAGCAGCUUGGCUCUGUGGGGAAGUCACAGGAUGCCACAGAUCUUCUCACAGAAGAUCUGGUUAUGGUGGAGCAGCGGGUGGAGCCAGCCAAGAAGGCAGCACAGGUUAUUCACAAGAAGCUGCUGGGUUGUCUGCAGAGUCAACUAGGGCUGGACACAGAGAGAAGAAUGAAAAAACUCCCUCUCAUGCUGCUCUCUGUUAGCAUGGCUGAGAGCUUUAAAGACUUUGAUCCAGACUCUUCUAUCAGGAAAGUAUUGGAGAUGUGUUGCUUCAUGGAGAGUCAUCUGGCCGCAACACUGUCUGACUUUGAGCUGAAGCUGGAGAAGGAGGUUUUGGAGCCUCUCAAUAAACUCAGUGAGGAAGACCUUCCAGAGAUUCUCAAAAACAAGAAGCAGUUUGCCAAACUCACAAUGGACUGGCACAAUGCACGCAACAAGUCCCAGGCUAGUACGGGACCUCAGGCAAAGCAGGAUGGGCUGAAAGAGGAGGUGGAGGAGGCCUGGAGGAAACUGGAGAGCAUCAAGGACCAAUACUCUGCAGAUCUGUAUCACUUUGCCACUAAAGAAGAUGACUAUGCCAACUACUUCAUUCGUCUGCUGGAACUACAAGCAGAACAUCAUAAGAAUUCCCAUGACUUCCUCGAACGAAACAUCAGUGAGCUGAAAGACAGUCAAACAGACUCCCAGGAGAAUAACUAUAAGGGGAAGGUUUACGGGGAGCCCCUGCUGACUCAUCUGUACAACAGCGGUAGGGAGAUCGCUGUUCCCAUCCAGGAGUGUGUUCACAUGCUGCUGCACACCGGCAUGAGAGAGGAGGGUCUGUUUCGUCUGGCAGCAGCAGCCUCGGUAGUGAAGAGACUGAAGAGCAGUCUGGAUGGAGGGGUCGUGAACCACAGUGAAUUCACUGACCCUCAUGCAGUUGCAGGGGCUUUGAAAAGCUACCUGAGAGAGCUGCCUGAACCACUCAUGACCUUUGAACUCUACAAUGAUUGGUUUCAAGCAGCAGGGGAGAAAGAAUUGACAGACAAACUUGAGCAGUUUAAAAUUGUGCUGAAGAAGUUACCAUCAGAAAACUACAACAACCUCCGGUACCUGGUACAGUUCCUGUCGUGCCUGUCAGAGCAGCAGUCGGUUAACAGGAUGAGUCCCAGUAACAUUGCCAUAGUACUGGGUCCCAACCUGCUGUGGCCUCGCAUUGAGGGGGAGGCAGCGCUGUUGGACAUGGCAUCUGCCUCCUCCGUCCAGGUGGUGGCGGUGGUUGAGCCUCUCAUACAACACUCCAGCAGCCUGUUUCAUGAAGAGGUGGACUUUGAGAUUCCUGAGUUUCCUGGGGUCCCAGAUUUGAAAAUGUUAGAACCUCAAACUUCAGAGUCGGGGAAAGAGAACCUUGCCAGAAUGACCUCCUCCUCUUCAUCAUGCGCUUCCUCUUCCUCUUCUCAUGCUUCUCUCUGUAAAACAAUCAGCUCAGCAUCUCAGGACAGUGGAGGUUUUUUCAUCAUUAAGUCAGGCUCCAUUGGUCGUAGAACCACCACCUGGGGGAACCCUGCCUCAGACCCACCAUGCUCAACCCCACUUAACCGUACCCCAGUCCAUACCCAGAGCCCGUCCCCUGUCCCAAGCCCGACACUGGUCCACAACCCAUCCCCACUACCCAGCCCCAAACUGGCACCUGGCCCAACCCUGGUUCCCUCCCCACCACCAGUGUCUGUCUGCAGUCCGACCCAGAAGCAGAGCCCUGAAUCGGGCUCACUAGAACCCAUCCUAGAGGCCCCACCGGACUCCCCCAGAGCUACACUGAAGAUCACCUCACCAUACAAACCGAGAAAAUCCUUCCUUCAACACAUGCCGCCCAUCCAGAGUAAAGAGCAGGUGGCCGUUACAUACUCCAAACCCAGGGCCCCAGCACCUCUAGCACCAGCAGAGACACCCAAAACCCAGCUACAACCUGCACCCAAGCCCCUUGCUCCAGUCCUGAAGAAGACCCUAAGCAAAAAGGGUGCAAUUAGGCCACCCCAAAUCCCACCUCCCAAGCCCCCAGUACUGGAAAGCAAACAGGUGACCUCUAUAGCGCAGUGAGGGGGUAGAGAUACACUAUAUACUGUAUACAAAAGUAUGUGAACCCCUUCAAAUUAGUGGAUUUGGAUAUUUCAGCCACACCCAUUUGUUUAUGUGUAACUCUGUGUUGUUUUUGUUGCACUGCUUUGCUUUAUCUUGGCCAGGUCGCAGUUGUAAAUGAGAACUUGUUCUCAACUGGCCUACCUGGUUAAAUAAAGGUGAAAUCAAAUAAAAAUACUGACAGGGUGUAUACAAUCAGGCACACAGCCAUGCAAUCUCCAUUGUCAAACAUUGUCAGUAAAAUGGCCUUACUGAAGAGCUCAGUGACUUUCAACAUGGCCUCGGAUUCCACCUUUUCAACAAGCCAGUUCAUCAAAUUUCUGCCCUGCUAGAGCUGCCCGGUCAACUGUAAGUGAUGUUAUUGCGAAGUGGAAACGUCUAGGAGCAACAACGGCUCAGCCACGAAUUGGUAGGCCACACAAGCUCACAGAAUGUGACCGCUGAGUGCGGAAGCACGUAAGGCGUCAAAAUCGUCUGUCCUUGGUUGCAACACUCACUACAGAGUUACAAACUGCCUCUGGAAGCAACGUCAGCACAAUAACUGAUUGUCGGGAGCUUCAUGAAAUGGGUUUCAAUGGCCGAGCAGCCA